UUUCCGGGUGCGAGGGGUUGACAGCGACAGCUACGAUAGCUAGGCUAAGCUAACUCAAAAAACCCGAAAAGUGACCCAACCACUGCCUGCCGACGCCAAAGAGGAGAAAACGGUAAACCAUGAAGGGGGGGGGAGCGAGUCGUAUUACAACGUUUUUUUGUAGCCUCGUCGUGAUAAAACGUUAAGACCGUAGAGAGCGAAGUCGAGGAGGAAGAUGUCAACAACGCGGCCCCCCCAAGGCAUGAGGCGCAUCACCGAAGUCGCCUGCGCGGAGCCGCCGGGGAACAGCCACUCGCCUGCCGCCACCAAGCCGCCGCCGGCCGCUCUCACCACCGACGAGUUUGCGGUCCACGAAGAGAAAGAGACAGAGCUGAAAUGCACGAAGCCCAGAGUUGAGCAAGUUUUCAAAGUCACAUUCACGAUCAUCGGCCUGUUGGACCAUGCUGGAGCCCACGGAAGUAAGGCGUCCAGGCAGAUCUGGCUUCAGCUGAAGGGGAAGAAGGAGGACGUCGUGAAAGCCAAGGAGUACGUGAAAGGUCUGUGUGACCCUGAGCUGCAGAAGGAGGAGAGGUAUCCAGUGGACAUGCACUGCAUCUUCGCUGGCGCUCGCGGCCUCUUCCUGGACCGGUUGCUACGGGACACCAGCGCGGAGGUGCAGGUGCUGGAGCCGGGCCGGCUGAAGUUGCUGGGCUGCGCGGAGGCUGUGGUGAUGGCGCAGACCCGCGUGCAGCAGUUCGUCGCCCUCUUCCAGGAGAAACGCAGCCUGCCUGCUGACCGUGAGCCCAUGGUCAAGCGCACAUUUAAGACAUUUGUAGAAGAGCGAGCCGACAAGUACACCAUGGAGUUGCUGCUCCUGCCCAGCGCUCUGAAGGAGGAGCUUCUGGGGCUGGCGCAGAGCCCCACGCCACCAGGGGCCACUAUAGACGCGGAGCAGGACCGCUCCCAGACCAGCACCCCCGUCACUGAGCUCUCCCACCGCAUCCUGGGUGCCUCCUUUGAGGACAAGGUAGGGCGGCCCAUGCCCGCGACCGACAUGGCGGUUGUGCUGAAUGGGCGGCCCUCGCACAAGCGUCGUUCGUCCGAGAGUGAGCAGCGUGACACCAAGAGGCAGUACUCUCUGGAGAGGCGGGAUGAGGACCAGGAGAGGGAGGACCCCUGUGAGGCCGGCCACACCUACACCAAGACGCCCAGCAAGGCUGUGGUGGUGCUGGACUCCAGUGAGGUGUCAGACGAGGGCGAGGCGGUAAGCCCCGAGACCAACCUGCGUUGCCUGGUAAACUUCUUCAGAACCAUGGGCUACCAACAGGAGGUAGUGGAGCGGGUGGUGCGGGAGACGGGCCAGACGGAGGACACCUUCUUGCUGCUGGAGCGUAUCGUUGAGGAGACUCAGAGGAGCACCCAAGGAGGCCAGCGUUCAUCUGCCAGCUCCGACUGUGACGACCUUUCGCCAUCCGCCAACACCGUCUCCAGUUCCACCUCCGCUUGCGCCCGGCUCAAGGAGAAAGACCGGUUGCAGGGCCGAGCCCUGAUGGGGAACAAGUCCCGAGAGAACAGCAGGGCAGCCAGCCGUAACGGUCUGAACCAGAAAAGCCAGACGCUCAACACUGUGGUGGACGAGAACGACGACGUGAUAGAGAUGGGCAGAAAGUCCCGGACGGUGGGGCCACUGGACUUCAGGUCAGACUCAAGAUCUGACUACCUGUCACGGGGAGGCUCGCAGACAGUGGGGCCCGUCCGGGUGGAGGCAGUGACCAUGCUCCGGGCUGCAUCACAAAGCUCUCAUGCUUCCGAAAUGCGAUCAGGCUGCUCCUACCAGACAGUUUCGGGACGUGUGCCCCUGCCCCGCACAGAACCACCAGCACACUGCAAGGCCUUGCCUCUGACAGGCGUGUCUCGGUUCCAACAGUCCCUGCGGACCCCCUAUAAGCUGGUUCUGCAGGACGUACCCGGUCAGCCAGACCUCCGCCACAUCGUCAUAGACGGCAGCAACGUGGCCAUGGCGUAAGUGGACACGGGACACCAUCGAAUCUUCUCCUGUCGUGGGAUUGCCAUCGCUGUGGAGGCCUUCUGGCGAAGGGGUCAUCGAGAGAUCACCGUCUUUGUACCCCAGUGGAGGCAGAAGAGAGACCCCAACAUCACUGAAAUGUUUCUCCUUCAUCAUAGAGCAUACUUUCUUAAUCAGCUGGUGGACCUGAGGCUACUCUCCUUCACCCCGUCUAGAGAAGUGUGCGGGCAAAGGAUCAGCUCACAUGAUGACAGGUUUCUCCUUCACCUGGCUGAGAAGACAGGAGGCGUGAUUGUCACCAAUGACAACCUGAGGGACUUUGUCACCCAGUCUGAGGCUUGGAAGAAGAUCAUACAGGAGAGACUCCUGCAGUUCACCUUUGUUGAGGACCAUUUUAUGAUCCCAGAUGAUCCUCUGGGAAAGCAUGGACCUCAUCUGGAGCAAUUCUUGCGUAAAGAUAGCCACCGGAGUCCUGUCAUGUGCUCUCAGAGAACAGAUUUGCGCGUCAAAUCCUCGGUGUAUCCACAGACCAUUCAGUCGGUGCCGCUCCCCUCCAGACCGGCCUCCCAUUGGCCACAUUCGGGCCCGCCUGACUGGCACCCACCUCGCUCGUCCCCAUCUCCGCCUCCACAACGGUCACCGUUGGAAACUACAGAGUUGAAGAGGAAGUUGUACGACAUCUUCCCUGACCAAAAGCAGCGCAUCGAUUGUAUCCUUAAUGACAACCCUUACAUGAGGGACCUAAAUGCACUAUCAGGCCUCUUACUGGGCUGAACAGUUUUCUCCUGAGAGCACACAUGAAAACACUGGUGGUGCAUCACAGAUCAGCAGUGGAAGAUGGUGUCGUUAUUUUGUUUUCUUCAAUAAACCAAUAUUGAGCUGCAAAAGGUUUGUUUUAAGGACACUUCUCUCUACUACUCUGCGUUCAAGAUCCCACCCUCAAACGUAUAAGCACAAUAUGCCUUGCAGUUUAAUUGAAUUUGCAUUGCAUAAAAUGUUUGAAUGUUGGAAAAUGUACCAUCGAAGUGCCAAUGUAUUUGUUGUAAAUAUUUAUUAUAUAAAUAGCCUUCUCAUAAUUUUAUCUAUUAAAAAGUAAAAAUAAAAAAAACAUUGUGUUACAAGGUGUUCCAGACACAGCUGCAUUUAAAUUGGCUUUACUGUACUGGCUGCUGAAGGACAGAAAUUUGCUGUUUGCAGUUUUUGGUUUGUUUUGCUGUUUUAACUAUUGAGCCAAAUGGAAGAUGCGUUUUUUUCUUGGGUUUAUAGGUAGAUAGUAAGAGAGUAGUCUGUAGCUCAGUGAGCCCUACCGAAUUGUCCUAUGAGCCCCUGUAUGGAUCCUGGAUUUGUUCACUUGGUUUCCUUCUCCAUCUUUGUAAUGAUUCAGAUGUCAUGAGCGGUCAGCCCAUACAAACCUGUCUGGAGACCCCCCACCCAGAUGAGUCAGAGUCUUUGAAGCAGAACAUACUGAAUGCCUUUUGUCUUUUUUUAAAGUUCACAGAAUCAUCACUUCAUCACAGGCACUCCCCUUUCCAAACUCUCCACUGUGAGACACAAGCCGUAAUGUGAAACUGUGACUGACCUAGGUUUGUACUGCGGUGAAUAUGUUGACCACCAGAGGGCUGUACAGGAACCAUUGGCUCUGCUAUGUCUGUACUUAAAUCUGAGAAUGGGAGCUACUAAUGUACAAUUGUCUAUUGGAAAAGGGGAAGGGAAAAAAAAUCCAUUGGAGUUUUUCAUUUAUUGCCACUACAAUAGGACUAUUGCACAACCUGUCGAUGUCUUUGUUCCCAUCCUGUCAAUCUUGUUGCUGUCUUGGUCAUGUGCAGGAGUGGGUUCUACUUUGUGAAUUUGUAUAUGAUUCUGGGGACUUGUGGGACUUGUUUGAAGUGGGAAGGCAAGCAGUGGAUCCAGGUGAGCUGUGGGUAUCCUCGCAGCUCUACUGCUGAAUACACUGCUGGUUCAUUUCAGGAUAGCAGUGUUGAUAAAUAAUAAAGUACAUUUAUGUGUUUCAUAUACA
Molecule: messenger RNA, 4022 nt
Organism: Electrophorus electricus (electric eel)
Lineage: Eukaryota; Metazoa; Chordata; Actinopteri; Gymnotiformes; Gymnotidae
Source: RefSeq, a predicted model, not a curated record